Thalassophryne amazonica is the source of this 2524-nucleotide messenger RNA. It is a transcript of the gene il13ra2, whose product is annotated as interleukin 13 receptor, alpha 2. Gene Ontology annotation, molecular function: protein binding. The record is from RefSeq and is a predicted model, not a curated record. NCBI's taxonomy places the organism in Eukaryota, Metazoa, Chordata, Actinopteri, Batrachoidiformes, Batrachoididae. Bases 225 to 1520 code for a protein of 431 amino acids. The transcript is spliced from 9 exons.
UCCCUCCCUCUUUCUCCGCUCUAUAUAUCUCUGUGGAUGUUCUCACUCACUCAGCAUUUGUUAAGGAGGGGCCAUUCCCACAUUUCUCAGGAAACCAGACAAUCACCGGUGUUAGUUUUGGAUUGUUUAUGAGUUCACACUUCAGUCAUCUCGGUCACACUGCCUGAACUUCUUACGGAGGACAAGUCAAUUUUUUUCUUUUUUCUCCAUCAAGCUUAAAGUGAAUGAUGGUGCGUAAAUCUCUACACGCUGCACUGAUGCUGUUCCUAAUAAGGUGGACGGGGUCCAUCCAAUGCAGCGCACUUACAGUGGAUCCUCCAGAGGAACUUGUCAUAUUUGAUCCUGGUCAUCUGGGAUGUCUUCAAAUUCAGUGGCGCUCUCCAAGCAGCUUGAACAACAUAACCGAGUGCCAAAAACGGUUUCAGCUGGAAUACUAUGACUCAUAUCAGAACCAAUGGAGCGCCAUCAGGACACCUGAGAGUACGUACAGUGUGCAAUUUGAUCUGAUGAAUGAAAUCAGAGUAAGAGUUUACACGGUACUGACUGGACCCUGCACCAAUGGCUCGGUGCUCAAGAGUACAAACUAUACUGAACUGGUCCAACAGCCUCCCAGUACAGGCAUUGCGGGUACCACAGUCCAGGGUUUUGUUUGUGUGUUCCAUAACAUGGAGUAUUUGGAGUGCAGGUGGGAUAGAAGUCCAAAUAUGCCUCUUGGUUCACAGCAAAACCUUUAUUUCUGGCACAGGGAACUGAAGCAAACUGAGGAAUGUCCCAAAUAUAUCAUGUCAAAUGGGCACAGGAUCGGCUGCAACUUUACAGGAAAAGCACUGCCUGAUUUCACGGAUAUCAACGUCUGUGUGAAUGGUUCCUCUCCUCAAGGGCCCCUGAAACCAACCUUCUUUUGUGUGCAAAUCCAAAACCAAGUGAAACCUGACAUCUCAGAAAAAGUAUGGCUGCAAAAAGGUCCUCAAUCUCAACUGGAAGUUCUUUGGGAGAGUCCUGCUGGGAGGAUUCCUGGACGCUGCCUAGAAUGGGAAGUGGAACACAAUGAAAUGGGAUCUGACAAAAACAUUCUCUUGCGUCAGACUUCAGCCAGGAAGAUGAGUCUGACUCUAAACCCUGCUGAGAUCACUGAGAGGAGCUGCUUCAGGGUUCGGUCCAGGUUGAAUAAGUAUUGUGCUGACAAAGCUUUUUGGAGCAACUGGAGUCACUGGACAUGCCACUCAGACAAUAAAGAAGUGCCUUCUGAGCCACUGGAACCUAGACCUGUCUACACACACGCUGUUGUGGCUGUAAUCCUGAUAGUGGUGUUGGUACUGUGCUUAGUGGGUUUUUUUCAAUAUGUGAGUAUGUGCAAGAAUAUCAAAGAAUUUAGAGCUAAUUUGUCAAGAGAUAAACCGGGGCUGGAUCCAGAAUCCAAAUCUGACAGAUUCACAUUUGUGAAAAAUUUCCUUAUCACUUCUGAGGAGCGAAUGAGUGGAGUCAUAACAACGCAGAGUGCAGCUGCUACAUGUAUAUAAAUAUAUAUAUCAAUCAGACACUCUGACCUUCAAUUUCAUAUUUUAUUUUAGUUUAAAAAUACGCUAACUAAAUUCCUUUUUUUUUUUCAUUUAAAGUACUUUGUGUGCAUCUCAUCCUUUUAGUUAAGGUACAAACUGUGUCUAAAGCCGAAAUAGAGAGUACUAAAAGGUAAUAGUGUAAAAUUGGAUUUUAAAUUUUUAGUGGUUUUUAAAAAUAAUUAAUAUUUUCCUGCUAAGUGGAUGUAUUGACAUUUAUUUGAAUUCAUGAUGAAGUUUAAAAAGGAGAUAAUUUGUCAUAGUUAUACAGGUUUGUACAGUUUGCCAUAAUUAAAUGUACCCAGGGCCCCGCACAUUGUACAUCAACACCCUCUUUAUUCUUCAUACCUAAAAAGCUACAUGAGCCGGGUGCUACAUAAGUAAUAUCCACAACAGGCUUGGUAACAAUAGGGUAUACACACUGAAAAAAUAAUUAGACCAACCUAAUAAAGUGCUUCAACUGGAAACUAAUGAAUUAGGUUGGCACAAAAUAACUUAAUAUUCCAACUUCUUAGUGUAAUUUGGUCAAAUUUAUUCAGACUGUGAUCAGGCUACAAAACAUACAUAAGUUUGAUUUAAAAAAAAAAUGGACACCUAUAACAAACAUUACUACACACACGUCUGUAAAAGUUAUACUUUGGGGAUGAGCGGAUUUAUGCACUCUGACGAUGCACUGUUAUAGUUCAUGUUAACUUCUUGCCGGCUCGGUUGCCAUACAUAUCAGACAACAUACUGUAUUAGCCAUAAUUUUGUGUGUGAUGUUUUUGUGCUGUGUUUUUAUUGCACAUUUCCACAUAGUGAAGUCAGAAAAACUAUAGAGCGAAAUUAAUCUCAAAAUGGUCAGAAAUCUAUUCUGGAUGAUCCUCAAACGAAUAGUAACAUAUUAAUAAAUUUUAUUCAUAUAUUAUUAUUAAUAUAAUAUGUAUUCAUACACUCAACAAAAAUAUAAACGCAACACUUUUGGUUUU